Strongylocentrotus purpuratus (purple sea urchin) is the source of this 2067-nucleotide messenger RNA. RefSeq names its product E3 ubiquitin-protein ligase TRIM71-like. The record is from RefSeq and is a predicted model, not a curated record. The transcript has 3 exons. NCBI's taxonomy places the organism in Eukaryota, Metazoa, Echinodermata, Echinoidea, Camarodonta, Strongylocentrotidae. Gene Ontology annotation, molecular function: zinc ion binding; ubiquitin-protein transferase activity. Gene Ontology annotation, biological process: positive regulation of DNA-templated transcription. Gene Ontology annotation, cellular component: chromatin; nucleoplasm. Bases 1 to 2067 code for a protein of 688 amino acids.
AUGACUGAGAAGGCAGGGAAUGAGAAAGCUCCGAGCUCUUUAGAGAACCUGACGUGUCCACUAUGUCUUGAUAUCUUCGACGAAGCAACCAUCCUGACUUCAUGCGGACACACCUUCUGUCGGAAAUGUCUCGAGAACUAUGACCUGUCCCACCAGGAUCUCGAUCACAUGAUAUGUCCUCUCUGCAGGAAGAUCACCGAGUUGUCUGUGAACCGUGUCGAUGAUUUCCUCACCAAUGUGACUGUCAACGGACUUGUAGACAAUUACCACGCCAAGUGUGGAGGGAUGAACGCUGUCCUUGAAAUGCGUCCACAAUGCACUGCUUGCAAGUUUCAUCAAGAUGCUGUCUCAUUCUGCAGAACGUGUAAUAACUACAUGUGCACUAAUUGCGACUUCGGCCAUAAGCAGCUGACAUCAUUCUUUGAAGGUCAUGAGAUUGUAUCCUUACAGGAUAUCAUCGACGGGAAGGUCAGCAUUGGACGCCUGCCUGAGAAGUGCUGCAUCCACAAACAAGAGAACAAAGAUAUGUUUUGUGGGGAUUGUAAGGUCCACGUCUGUCUCAAGUGCGUGAUAGUCGGUCAUCAAAAUCACAACAUCAAGAAUCAGGCUGACUUCGAGCAAGAGUUACGGCUAAAGGUGAACGACCUUGUCCAGCGAUGUGCCGCUAAGAAGACUGAACUGGAGAAGAACAUUCAGAAUGUUGAAGUACAACGCCAUGAAGUAUACACUGCCGUGCAGAAACUACUGGACGAUGUCAGUCAAGCCUACAGCAUCAAGGCCAAAGAGCUUGAAGAAAAUCAUCAAAAUCUCAUCGAGCAAAUCAAUGUACUAAAGCGGAGUUUCAAUGAAGACCUCAACGUCUUGAAAUCCAACGAUCGACAUAAGAUCAAGAGUAUUUAUAGUUCAAUAACACUGGUAUCUAAUGACAGAAUGGGUUAUCUUGAGACGGACAGUCUGUCCGCUCAUACCUUACUCUGUGAGGAGCUAGAUGCCAUGCUGAAGGAGGCUACUAAUCACACUUCAGCGACAGCCAUUACGAAGAAAGCACAGGAGAAGAGGUUUAAGCCUGCAGACGAUACUCGUCUUGAACUCGGGAGCAUUUCAGAAUCAGCUACUGAUCUCACUUCUGCGGCAGCCAUUACGAUGAAAGCACAGAAGAAGACCUUCAAAUCUGCAGAUGAUACUCUUCUUGACCUCGGGAGCAUCUCAGAAUCAGAUCCCAAGUUACAAGUCAUUCAGUGUGUAGAUCUACGGGGAUGGAUGUCUGGUAUGACCUUGAACUCUGAGAACAGUGUAGCUAUCGGUUAUUGUUUGGAGACAUAUGGUAUAGAUAUCAUUGAUUCAGCUGGUAAACAGGAGCAGUAUGCAGACAUGCCAAGUAACAUGGUAUGCUAUGAUCUUGUGUUUCAACAAGACAGGUCGUUAUGCAUAGCGCCGAGUUUCAGAGAAGUACACAUAUAUUCUCCCAAUGGAUCCAGGAAAUCAACCAUCCCCAUGAUAGACAAUGGCUUUCUCACACUAAACAGAAGUUUAUCAGAUGAAAUCCUCAUCGCUAACAAUGAGAAGAAAGUUUAUAUCUAUUCCCCGACGGGAUCCACACCCAAACAUAUUGUUCCAACAAAACACAACGUGACGGGUCAGGUAUCUGCCACCAGGUCGGGUUUGGUCGUCACGAGUUCAUGUAACACCAAUCCAAGCGUGGUGACGGUCUAUGACAGGGAAGGGAAUGCUGGUAAUUCUCUACAAGCUCCAAACGAUGUCUACCUGUAUGCUGCUGUGGAUGAGCAGGACAGGGUGUAUGUAGCGAGUGUUGAUGGUAAGAAUGGUAACGUGGUAAUCAGGCUCUAUGACAUUGAUGGUCUGAACCUGAAGGAGAGAGUUCAGUUCAAUGUACUUAAUCUGACGCUUGAUUAUGAAUGGUCGGGUUUGAUCGUCACGAGUUCAUGUGUCACCAGUCCAAGCCUGGUGAUGGUCUAUGACAGGAAAGGGAAAGCUGGUAAGUCUCUACAAACUUUAGACGAUGUCUACCUGUAUGCUGCCCUGGAUGAGCAAGGCAGUGUGUUGUAG